Molecule: messenger RNA, 948 nt
Organism: Trichomycterus rosablanca
Lineage: Eukaryota; Metazoa; Chordata; Actinopteri; Siluriformes; Trichomycteridae
Product: olfactory receptor 52K1-like
Exons: 1
Coding region: 4-948 (314 amino acids)
Biological process (GO): G protein-coupled receptor signaling pathway
Cellular component (GO): plasma membrane
Molecular function (GO): olfactory receptor activity; G protein-coupled receptor activity
Source: RefSeq, a predicted model, not a curated record
AGAAUGCAAAAUCUUACAACACAAAAUAUUUCUUUCACAAAUUUUAAACUAAGUGCUUUUGUGGGUUUGGGGGAAUGGCGCUCCAUUCUAUUUAUCCCAUAUUUCCUAAUGUUUGUACUGUCUACCAUAUCAAACUCUGUUAUCAUUUAUUUAAUUAUAUCUCAGAAAAGUCUGCACUCUCCUAUGUAUGUUCUUAUUGGUGUUAUGAGUGUUCUAGACUUUGUGUGGCCUGUUUGUUUUGUACCAAGUUUGCUGCUGGACUUUUUAUUUGGCUGGAAUGGAAUUUCUCUUGCCGGCUGUUUAGUACAGAUGUUUUGUAUUCAGAUUUUUGGUGGAUUUCAGUCCACAGUACUAGUGUGGAUGGCUAUGGAUCGUUUUUUUGCUAUAUGCAAACCUCUGAACUAUCAUAAAUAUAUGGAAAUUCACAAGUUUUUAAAAUUUAUUAUUGUGCCAGUUUUCAGAUUUCUUUUUUUAAAUGCUUUAAUGAUAGGCCUGGCCGGAAGAUUACGUUUCUGUUCAAAUGUGAUGGAACACUGUUUUUGUGAACACAUGGGAUUGGUUCAGUUAGCCUGUGGAGACACUUCUCUUAAUAGCUUAAUCGGGCUUGUAUCAACUCUUUUGAUACCAAUGGCAGAUUUUCUAUUCAUUGUUGCAUCAUAUGUAGUAAUAUUUGUUUCUGUAUUUAAAUCUGGUAAAGCCCACUUAAAGGCCAUUAACACAUGUAUCACACAUAUAAUUGUCAUGACAGUCAAUUUAUUAUUUGUCCUGAUUGCAUUUCUGUCAUACAGAAUCAGGAAUAAUUUGUCUCCUGACUCCCGUUUGUUCUUGAGUACGAUGUACAUACUAUUUCCAUGCUGUUUUAAUCCAAUUAUUUAUGGAGUAAGAACAACAGAAAUAAGACAACAAUUUCUAAAACUAAUAAGCAAUUUGAAGGUUUUACCAUUGUAA